Oryzias latipes (Japanese medaka) is the source of this 2524-nucleotide messenger RNA. RefSeq names its product galanin receptor 1a (gene galr1a). Gene Ontology annotation, molecular function: galanin receptor activity. Gene Ontology annotation, cellular component: plasma membrane. Gene Ontology annotation, biological process: G protein-coupled receptor signaling pathway; negative regulation of adenylate cyclase activity; positive regulation of cytosolic calcium ion concentration. Lineage: Eukaryota; Metazoa; Chordata; Actinopteri; Beloniformes; Adrianichthyidae. The record is from RefSeq and is a predicted model, not a curated record.
AAACAUAUUGCCGGCUUUUAAACUAUACAAGGAUAGACUCAGAGCCGCAAUGAGUACAAAGCUUUCGUGUUUUUCCUUCUCUUUCUCUCUUUUUUCUAUUUCUUUGGAGGUGGUACGAACUCUGACGUUGAUGGCCCAGCCCAGCCCGCAAUUUAUGUGAGAGAAGGUCCAGACGCAGAGAAGUGGGCAGCAGUCUGGAUGAGGGCGCACGGAGCGCAGACGCGUCUUUUGCGCACCGGAGAUCCUCCAACAUCCACAGCGCGAAUCUCGAUUUAUGCUGAGCAGCAGACAGGUUAGAUUUGGGGGAAUUCGUUCAUUCACAUUCUAGUUGUAUGUUAUUGACAAAAAUAAAGCGGGAAUGUGACAUAGAAUCUCAAAUCAAUCCAAAACAGCGCUCGCGCGUUGACGAAGGCAGAUUAAACCGUUUGAGUGACAUCUCUGCGUCUUGAGGCGCCGCUGGAUCUCUGCCCUGCCGAUUUGGUGAUCGUGUAAAGUUUGUCCAAGGAGGACUGAAUCUAUCAUGAACUUGUCGGAGUCUCUGUGGCUCCUCGAGGAGCCGCUGAACCUGAGCGCAAUGGAAAACGAGGAGCGGAAACUCUUAUUUGGCAUCGGCACGGAUAAUUUCAUCUCGCUGCUGGUGUUCGGGCUCAUCUUCACGCUCGGCGUCCUGGGCAACUCCGUGGUCAUCACCGUUCUGGCCCGGAGCAAACCCGGCAAGCCGCGGGGCACCACCAACAUCUUCAUCCUGAACCUGAGCAUCGCAGACCUGUCCUACCUGCUCUUCUGCAUCCCCUUCCAGUCCACCGUCUACAUCCUGCCGUCGUGGGUCCUGGGCGCAUUCAUUUGCAAGUUCAUCCACUAUUUUUUCACCGUCUCCAUGCUGGUGAGCAUCUUCACCCUCUCUGCCAUGUCCGUGGACCGCUACAUCGCCAUCGUGCACUCCAGAAAGUCGUCCUCCAUUCGGGUGGCGAAGUACGCCCUGAUCGGGGUCGUGGUGAUCUGGAUCAUCUCUCUGGUCAUGGCAGCGCCCAUCAUGCACUACCAGAACAUUUUUCACAGCUCGGACAACUACACUUUCUGCUGGGAAGUGUGGCCAGAUCAGACCCAGAAAAAGAUCUACGUGGUGUGCACCUUUGUUUUUGGUUAUGUUUUGCCUCUGCUGCUGAUUUCCUUCUGUUACGCAAAGGUGUUAAAUCACUUACAUAAAAAACUCAGAAAUAUGUCCAAAAAGUCAGAAGCCUCAAAGAAAAAGACAGCUCAGACGGUCCUGGUGGUGGUGGUGGUGUUCUGCCUGUCUUGGCUGCCUCACCAUGUUGUUCACCUCUGGGCUGAGUUCGGGACCUUCCCCCUCAACCAGGCCUCCUUUGUGCUACGCGUGGCCGCCCACUGCUUGGCGUACAGCAACUCAUCGGUCAACCCUGUCAUCUACGCAUUCCUGUCGGAGAACUUCAGAAAGGCUUACAAGCAGGUGUUCAAAUGCCAGACUGGUGCCAGCAACUCCCCGCUUAAUGACAUCAAAGAGAUCCGCAGUAAAGCAGACACGGCCGCCUCAACUAAUUGCACUAAUGUUUGAUUCUGCUUUUGGUGCCAGGGAAAGGAAUUUUGCCACCUGUGGCAUUGAAUCUCACUAUGAGUCAUGGUGAAGGGGUCCUCAUGAAGGGUGGUGGGAAUUGUUGAUCUUGGCAAGCAUGGGAGACCAUAUUAUUCCAUUAAAGUUUGAGCAUAAAGUACCUGGGCAGGAAGCAGCUCAGCCACCAAAGCUGCAGGACAUGAGUCCUUUCAGAACAAAAGCCUUUGGUUUCUGAAGCUCAGGUAAACAGAUUGUUGUAUACAGUUGUUUUAAAGACAAAUAUUUACACAUCACUGGUGUAUCCUGGUGUAUUUACAAUGUCAGUUCAAUAGUGCAAGUGUUAAUCGAGCUACUGUCGUAUUAUAUUGGCUCACAUUAUCACCCAGAGCUGUCAAUCCUUUUGGGUUCUUUUGGCUGCCUGGGAAAACAGUGUCACCAUGAGCUCCGAUCCAGUGGGGGCUGGACAAUGUAACUUCAUGUCUGCACCACAAACGAUAAUCAGAAGAGGUUUUGAGCUUUUUAUGUACAGCCUAAUGUUAAACUAUGUCUUCAGUGCACAGUGUAGAAGGAUUAAACGCUAAAAUAGAACAUGAAAAAGAACAAUGAAAGAGACGUAAUGCAGAGAACAUCUGGUGUUCAGAGAGAACAGACUCAACUGAACGUCAGCUGGUUGUAAGAAACAAAAGCAAAAGACUCUUUUUGUCCGACACAAACCCAAAGUUUCGAUUUUGUUCGUUUAUAGGACCCAGAGAACCGAUUAUUGACAUCAUGAAGUUCUCUGUGCUUUUUGGGGUUCACAACACAGCCAGCCUGUUCUCAGGUCUGUGAUUGGUCCUGUGGCACAAACAUUGAUUGUUUAAUCCUUGUGCUAUCCUAUAGGUUCAAGAUGAUCAUUGACGUGUUCUCCCUACCAUGACAAAGGUGGAUAAAGGUGGAAAGAUUUCAUGUAAUCCA